This is a messenger RNA of Parathielavia appendiculata, 1530 nucleotides long. Its product is annotated as MFS general substrate transporter. The transcript has 5 exons. Bases 1 to 1530 code for a protein of 509 amino acids. Gene Ontology annotation, molecular function: transmembrane transporter activity. Gene Ontology annotation, cellular component: membrane. Lineage: Eukaryota; Fungi; Ascomycota; Sordariomycetes; Sordariales; Chaetomiaceae. The record is from RefSeq and is a predicted model, not a curated record. Gene Ontology annotation, biological process: transmembrane transport.
AUGGCGGGUUACACAGAUAAGGUCGAAAGCACGGGAUCGCAGUCCGAAGAACAAGCCCAUGUCGAAACAGUCGACAGGCCCGCCGGACCGGCGCCAGUGACUCUACAGUCCUUCGCUCAUCUCGAUGAGAAGGCAAUCCUCAGAAAGAUGGACCUCCGUCUAAUCCCCGUCCUAGCUCUCCUCUACCUCCUCUCGUUCCUCGACCGCGGCAACAUCGGCAACGCCAAGAUUGAAGGCCUCCAGGAAGACCUCGGCAUGACGGACGACCAGUACAACUGGUGCCUGACGGCCUUCUUCUUCACCUACGCCGCCUUCGAGGUGCCGAGCAACCUCAUGCUCAAACGGGUCCGGCCGUCGAUCUGGUUGCCCGCGAUCAUGGUGGCUUGGGGUGUCGUGAUGACGCUCAUGGGCAUUGUGCACAACUAUGCCGGCCUGCUGUCGGCGCGCAUCUUUCUGGGCGUGACUGAGGCGGGCUUGUUCCCUGGAGUCGCGUACUACCUGACGAACUGGUAUAGGAGGGAUGAGAUUCAGCUGCGGCAGGCCAUGUUCUUCAGCGCUGCGAGUGUGGCGGGAGCGUUUAGUGGGUUGUUGGCGUUUGGGAUUGGUAAGAUGGAUGGCAUUGCCGGGUUGCAUGGGUGGCAGUGGAUCUUCAUUCUUGAGGGGAUCGCCACGGUUGUUGUGGCCUGUAUUGCCUUCUUCGCCCUGCACGACUUCCCCGAGACGGCCAAAUUCCUGACGGAAGAAGAGAGGGCUUUCGUGGUCUACCGCCUCAAGUACCAGGGCCAAAGCGAGGAUCCCAAUCGCGCACAAGUCGCCCAGGCCGACGAGUUCAGGUGGAAGUACGCCAGAGAUGCCUUCCUUGACUGGCAGAUCUGGGUCAACGUUUUUGUCUACUGGGGUAUUGUCUGCCCUUUGUACGGUAUCUCACUCUUCCUGCCCACCAUCAUCCGCCAGCUCGGCUACCAGAGCAGCCAGGCCCAGCUCAUGACGGUGCCCGUCUACAUCACGGCGGCUAUCCUUGCUGUCAUCGCCGCCUACUUUUCGGACAGGGUGGGCAAGCGCAGCCCGUUCAUCAUCGGCUUUCUGCUCGUCAUGGUCAUCGGCUUCUCCAUGUGCAUCGCCACCGACCCCAAGGAGAACCCGCGGGUCGUCUACGCCGGCGUGUUUGUGGCCGCCUGCGCCAUCUAUCCGGCCUUUCCGGGCGUUAUUGCGUGGUUGUCGAACAAUCUAUCCGGAAGUCUGAAGAGAUCAGUGGGCAUGGCGAUUCAGAUCGGCGUGGGUAAUUUGGGCGGGGCCAUGGCAUCCAACUUUUAUCGAGCGAAAGACGCGCCUCAGUACAAGCUCGGACACGGCCUUGAGCUCGGCUUCAUCGGCGCUGGCAUUAUUGCCUCGCUAAUCCUGCUGAUUGGGUAUAGUGCGCAGAACAAGAAGCGAGCUAGGAAAAUCCAGGAUGGUGUGCUGGAUUCUUAUACGGUGGAGGAGCUCUCGGCGAAGGGUGAUAGAGCUAUCACAUUCCGAUAUGUGUACUAA